AGAGUCCAACACAAGUCAAACAAUUAAAAAAGGAAAGUAAUUAAUCAUCCAUUCCUUCAAUCUCUAAAAAUCCACUAAAAAGAGGAAACCUUGAGCAUAAUUAACCUCCAAAAUUCAAUGGACAAUCUUUAGCUAAUCAAACACCACCCACUUUCUCUCAUAUAUUUCUCUUUAUAUUUCUUCAAUUCUUACAAUCUCGAUUAAUUCAGCAGCAGAAGAAUCAAACAAAAAUCAAAAACCAAAAAAAAAAAAAAAAAAACCCAAAAAAAUUGAAAAAUUUCCUAAAUUAGAAAGAAAUAAGGAAGAUGAGGCCACAAAGAAGACCGAUCCAGACAGUAAUGGCGUGGUUAAGAAGACAACCGCCAAAAGUGAAGGCGUUCCUUUCAGUGGUUGCAGGAAUGGCGGCAUUAGUCUUGUUAAGAGCUGUUGUUCGUGACCAUGAUAAUCUUUUUGUCGCUGCUGAAGCUGUUCAUGCUAUUGGAAUUGCUGUUCUUAUCUAUAAACUCACAAAGGAGAAAACUUGUGCUGGACUCUCAUUGAAGUCACAGGAGUUGACAGCUAUUUUUUUGGCAGUUAGGCUUUACUGCAGUUUUGUCAUGGAAUAUGAUAUUCACACGCUUCUGGAUACAGCGACCUUGAUUUUUACAAUGUGGGUCAUUUAUAUGAUCCGAUUUAAACUAAGGUCAACUUAUAUGGAGGACAAGGACAAUUUUGCUAUUUAUUACGUGUUAUUACCGUGUGCUGUUUUGGCAUUGGCGGUUCAUCCAUCAACAUCACACAAUUUUUUUAAUAGGAUAAUGUGGGCUUUCUGUGUUUAUUUAGAAGCUGUCUCAGUCCUGCCACAGCUACGGGUUAUGCAAAAUACAAAGAUCGUGGAACCAUUUACAGCACAUUAUGUGUUUGCGCUUGGAGUAGCAAGAUUCUUGAGUUGUGCCCACUGGGUUCUUCAGGUAUUAGACACCCGUGGGCAUCUCCUAACUGCUCUGGGCUAUGGUUUAUGGCCGUCCUUUGUUCUUAUCUCAGAGAUCGUGCAAACUUUCAUCCUUGCAGAUUUCUGUUACUACUAUGUUAAAAGCAUCUUUGGAGGUCAACUUGUGCUACGCCUUCCUGCAGGAGUUGUGUAAAUUAUAUUUUAUAUGAAGCUGCACGAACGAAAAUGGUUUAGCGAGCUUCUGGAUGGUUUUUUUUUGCUUAUUCAGAUUUCUUAGCACACCAUACGAGCGAUCCCUGCUUUCUAGUGUGACAUAGUUUAGUUCAGUAGGGAUUGUGUAAACGUUAGGGAAAGAAAGGAGAACGCUAAAUUAAUGUUGAAUUAUACUGUGUUAUUUAUCUUGAAUACAUUAAUUUUACAGCGUAAACUCAGAUCGAUAGUGGAGUGGACAAAAAACCCGAAUUUCCUUCACUUGUAGUAUGCUUCAUGUGCUUUAUGUUUGUAUUACAUGAAUCUGGAACAAUGAAGAAUCAUGGCUAAUACUUUUGUUCAAAUACAUACAUUCUUAUUCUGAUGUAAGAGCUUUAUAAGAUAACGAAGGAUUUUUUGUUUUGUAUAA
This is a messenger RNA of Amaranthus tricolor (Joseph's coat), 1550 nucleotides long. RefSeq lists its product as uncharacterized. Gene Ontology annotation, biological process: protein retention in ER lumen. Gene Ontology annotation, molecular function: ER lumen protein retrieval receptor activity. The record is from RefSeq and is a predicted model, not a curated record. Gene Ontology annotation, cellular component: membrane. NCBI's taxonomy places the organism in Eukaryota, Viridiplantae, Streptophyta, Magnoliopsida, Caryophyllales, Amaranthaceae. The coding region runs from base 306 to 1124 and encodes 272 amino acids. The transcript is spliced from 6 exons.